AUGGCCUCUCCCAAGAUCAUCCUGUACACCAGCCGCCUCUGCCCCUGGGCCCACCGCGCGCACAUCGCGCUCAAGGAGUCAGGCCUCGACUAUGAGGAAGUUUCAAUCGACUUGAACACGCCGCGCGAGCCGUGGUACCUAGAGAUCAACCCUCGCGGUCUCGUCCCUAGCAUCUCCUAUAACGGAGAAAUCAUCACCGAAUCCGGUAUCGUCGCCCAAUUCCUCGCAGACGCACACCCAACCCAUCUCCUGCCAGCCUCAACAACAGUCGAAUCCGCUCUCUACCGCGCACGCCUAGCCUUCUUCGUCGAUGCCUUCUUCAGCAAGGUCGUACCGCAUCUCUUCGCCAGUAUUCGCGCCGCCAGUGAGGCCGAGCGUGAUGCUGCCGCUGAGCAGCUGGCUGCCGCUGUUGUGAAGGAGAUUGAACCCUUGCUGGAAGGAGCGGAGCGUGGACCGUUCUUCGGUGGUAGUGAGAAGUUGACCCUAGCCGAGGUUCAAUCGGGUUCUUUCUUGCUUCGAAUUCGGUCUUGGGCGAAGCCCGAACAUGGCCUUGUUUCUGCCAAGUUGCCUGCUUUGCUGGAGCAGGCUCCGCGCUUCAAUCGCUGGGUGGAGGCUACCAUUUCGCAUGAGAGUGUUAACUCCAUUUAUGAUGAGAAGGCUGUUGCUGAUAAGAUGAGGGCCAAGUUUGCGCCGAAGGUUUAG
Molecule: messenger RNA, 702 nt
Organism: Penicillium paradoxum
Lineage: Eukaryota; Fungi; Ascomycota; Eurotiomycetes; Eurotiales; Aspergillaceae
Product: glutathione S-transferase family protein
Exons: 2
Coding region: 1-702 (233 amino acids)
Cellular component (GO): cytoplasm
Source: RefSeq, a predicted model, not a curated record